UCUAUAAAUAGCCAAUCUCUAAAGUUUCAAAGAACACCAACACAAUCUCUUAUCAAAUAACUAACAAUUCACAAGAAGAAACAAUGGUACACUCUCGUUUUUUAAACGUUGUUUUAGUCCUAGUGACCAUUGCUUCCAUAUUCUCCACAUUUGCCGAGGCCAAUAGGGGCUUUGGGUGGGGUUGGGGUGGACACUCCAACAAUUCAAGUGGUUCAGGUUCAAACUCGAGGUCCGGAUGGGGUUGGGGUUGGGGUCAAGGCUCCAACUAUUCAAGUGGUUCAGCUUCAACCCCAGGGUCAGGAUGGGGUUUCGGCUCUAGUCGAAACGGCUCAGGCUGGGGUUGGGGUUGGGGCGGGGUUCCCAACAAUACACACAGCUCAGGGUCUGGCGGCUCGGGUUGGGGCAUGGGGCCUAACAACAAUUACAGCUCGGGAUCUGGCGGCUCGGGUUCGGGCUGGGGAUAUGGAGGUCAUUCAAAAAACUAUAAUGCCACCUACAAUGGACCUAGAAAGAUCAUAGUCGGUGGAGACAAAGAGUGGACUUAUGGAUUCAAUUACGCUGACUGGGCUUCUAAGACUGCUCCAUUCUUUCUCAAUGACAUACUUGUUUUCAAAUACAACCCACCAGCCCCGUUCACGCACAGCGUUUACUUGCUUCCGAACCCAUCGAGUUAUGAAAAGUGUGACGUGAAGAAAGGCAAAAUGAUUGCGUCUCCGAAGCAAGGUGCUGGAAAAGGCUUUGAGUUUGUUCUAAAACAGAUGAAGCCUUACUACAUUUCGUGUGGCGAGCAUGACGGUGCUCAUUGCAGCAAUGGUACCAUGAAGUUCACCGUCAUGCCCAUGCUACCCCGUUGGUAAUUUGGUGGUAUUAAAUCCAAUGCUAAAGUAUCAAACAUUAGGUUUUUGUUUUGUUUUUGUGUCGUCAAUAAAUGAGAUUACCAUUAUUUACGUGCGUUAUACCAUAUUCACAUUUUGUUGGAAUUGUUUGUGCUUCUGCUUUAUGUCUUUAUGAGAUCACCAUUGUUUGAAUAUUACCAUAUGUUUAUGGUAAGAUGGCAAGGUUUGGUAUUUUUGUGACGAAAAAUGACAAAUUUUAAUAUUUGUUUG
Arabidopsis thaliana (thale cress) is the source of this 1106-nucleotide messenger RNA. RefSeq names its product Cupredoxin superfamily protein. Gene Ontology annotation, molecular function: copper ion binding; electron transfer activity. The coding region runs from base 84 to 857 and encodes 257 amino acids. NCBI's taxonomy places the organism in Eukaryota, Viridiplantae, Streptophyta, Magnoliopsida, Brassicales, Brassicaceae. The record is from RefSeq and is marked reviewed. The transcript has 2 exons.